Messenger RNA from Ctenocephalides felis (cat flea), 1788 nucleotides. Its product is annotated as ectonucleoside triphosphate diphosphohydrolase 5-like. NCBI's taxonomy places the organism in Eukaryota, Metazoa, Arthropoda, Insecta, Siphonaptera, Pulicidae. The record is from RefSeq and is a predicted model, not a curated record. The transcript has 10 exons. Gene Ontology annotation, biological process: nucleoside diphosphate catabolic process. Bases 196 to 1593 code for a protein of 465 amino acids. Gene Ontology annotation, molecular function: GDP phosphatase activity; UDP phosphatase activity. Gene Ontology annotation, cellular component: membrane.
UGGCAUGUUUUUGAAUCGGUGGUUGCUGUUGGAUGACGUUUAGUUCAAGCGCGAUUUUUACAAAAUGUCGCCUGUAUUUGAAGUGACAACUAAAGAUGAUUAAUUAGAGACCGAACCAACUUCAAGCAAAAAAGCAUCUUAUGCAGGAACACUGUCACAUAUCAAGGUAUAGAAACCGAUUAAAAAUGGUGUAUUAUGCAAGAAAUCCUAUUGGACAUAAUCGUCUUAACAGGUUUCUAUUCAGGUAGUGAAGUCAAAAAGGAUCUUCCAAAUGCAGGGCAAGAAAAAAAUGGAAAAAUCGUUUACAUCCUUGUAAUCGACGCAGGAUCAACAGGAUCCAGAGUUGUGGCAUAUAAAUUUUCAAAAACAGGUAGAGAUCUCCAACUGCUCGAGGAAAAGUUUGUAAAAAUCAGACCAGGAUUAUCAUCAUAUGCACAUGAUCCAGAAUUGGGUGCACAAAAGAUUUACGAGCUCGUCCAAGAAGUCAAGGACUUUGUUCCUAAAGAUGACAAACCCAAAACAGAAGUUUAUUUGAGGGCUACAGCAGGAUUAAGACUUUUAGGGGAUGAAAAAUCUGCAGAACUUCUCCAAGUUGUCCAAAAUGCCUUGGAAUGUACUGGUUAUAAGGCUCCUAAGGAUGCAGCUGCUAUGUUGACAGGAGUUGAGGAAGGAUUGUUUUCUUGGUUCACUGUUAACUAUUUUAAACAUUCUUUGAAAAAACAUCACACCUAUGCCACAUUGGAAAUGGGCGGUGGAUCUUCACAAGUAACAUAUGAAGUAAAUCGUCCAUAUGUUCCUUAUGUGAGAAAUAGUAUUUAUGAUUCUCCAAAACCGAACAUUAAAGUUUUUGCCCACAGUUACUUGGGUUUGGGUCUAAGUGCUGCCCGUCAAGGAAUUUUGCAAUUUGACUAUCCCCAUCCAUUGCACAAUAAUUCACAUGUAACAAGCGUUUGCUACGACAGAUUUACUCCAUAUAAGAAUUUUACUUUCAACAACAUGGUAUUACAUGUCAGAGGUAAACCAAGAAGCAAUAAACAAAUUGGAGUUGAUAUUAAAAAAUGCAGAAAACGUGUUCUUCGAUUUGUCAGAGACAAAAUCGUUCCUGUUCCUUAUGGUCUUCACGAAGAAGCAAAUGUGGCUCUGAGUGCAUUUUACUACAGAGGAAAAUCUGGAAACGUUAUAACUGAUGAAUAUGGUGUCACGACCAUCGGAAGAAUUUGGAAAAAGUUACAAUUGGUUUGCAGAUAUCCGAAUAGCAAAGAACCUUUUCUGUGUUUGGACCUUAUUUAUAUACAUACUUUACUUACGAAAGGUUUCAGACUCCAUAAUUCGAAUAUUGUAGAGAUGUUAAACUCGUACGACAACCACGAAUUAUCUUGGGCCUUAGGAUUUGCUUACAGCAAAAUAAUGAAAACUAUGCCACCUGCAACACCAGUUUUGGAUAUGAGAGAAAAAUCUAAAAAGAAAGUACAAUGUUCUACUUAUAAAUCAAAAGUAAAAACUGAACCGAUUCUGGCAAAAACUGAACCGACUCCGGCAUCUCCUGUACCGACUGUAAAUCCUGAUCCAACUAAACCAACCGUGCCAAAAUAAAAAAUAAUACAUAAUGCAUAUUUUAUUUAUGUAUAAACCAAGAAAAAUAAAUGUAAUAUACACAUAUUUCUUAAAUUCAAUUUGAGAUAAACUUACAGCUGGUAGUGAUAUUAUAUUGUUAACGUAUACAUUUUCUAACUAGAUAUUAAAAUUAUUUGGGUUGUCUUAGAUUGUAAAAUUUUAUCUAACAAAAAU